Molecule: messenger RNA, 3973 nt
Organism: Pseudophryne corroboree (corroboree frog)
Lineage: Eukaryota; Metazoa; Chordata; Amphibia; Anura; Myobatrachidae
Gene: SLC38A9
Product: solute carrier family 38 member 9
Exons: 15
Coding region: 96-1802 (568 amino acids)
Biological process (GO): amino acid transmembrane transport
Molecular function (GO): L-amino acid transmembrane transporter activity
Source: RefSeq, a predicted model, not a curated record
GUGUUGGUUAUUAGGCGCUGCAUCCUGUUUUGUAGCAGACAGACAGGGAAAUUAUUGGCAAGUGGCUGUAGAAGCGUCUGUCAGAGUGUACUUGCAUGGUGAAAGGUUUGUUGCAAUACCGACCUAAAGAACAGCCCAGUAUGGAUGGAGAUGAGAACCCCCUCCUUUACCCGUCAUUGUUUGAGGAAUGUGCAACGAACCAUUUUAGUCCUGCAGAUGCUAGAUCCCGGAGGCCAUUCCAUAUAGAGCCUGCCUACAUUACCAGCAUUAAUGAUGACCCUGUGAGGGUUACAAUCCAGGCUUCGGCUAUGAACAAGCGCAUUCAUUACUACAGCAAGCUCGGCCCUCCAUCUGAGCAGGCCCUGAUUGCUCCUGAUCAUGUCAUUCCUGCACCAGAAGAAAUCUAUGUUUACAGUCCUUUAGGAACUGCUUUGAAAAUUGGUGGAGCAGACGGCACUGAAAGAAACUCCAGCAUUGUUACAAUAUUUAUGAUCUGGAACACAAUGAUGGGAACAUCAAUCCUCAGUAUCCCCUGGGGGAUUAAGCAGGCUGGGUUCACUACUGGUGUUAUCAUCAUUUUCCUAAUGGGCCUUUUAACGCUCUACUGCUGCUACAGGGUUGUAAAGUCACGUGCGGCAAUACCUUUCAUCGACACUGUACAUUGGGAAUUCCCUGACGUUUGCCAGUACUAUUUUGGCUCCUUUGGUCGGUGGUCCAGUCUCCUGUUCUCUAUGAUGUCUCUUAUUGGAGCAAUGAUUGUUUACUGGGUGCUGAUGUCCAAUUUCCUCUUUAAUACAGGAAAAUUUAUUUAUAAUUAUGUCCAUCAUGUCAAUGUUACAGAUAUCGGGCUGAGCACCAAUGGAAGUGAUAAAGUUAUUUGCCCGAAUACCGGAGACCCUACACCACCGAAUGCAACUCUGGAUAUGACUGUAGGAAACAGCACUGACUUUGAGCAGUUUCAGAUGUGGUGGAGUAAAACGGAUACUGUUCCCCUUUAUCUCAUCAUUGUUCUGCUGCCACUUCUCAACUUCCGAUCCCCAUCUUUCUUUGCUAAAUUCAAUGUCUUGGGAACAGUCUCUGUACUCUACUUGGUGUCACUGAUCACGUUUAAGGCCUCUCGGAUUGGAUUUCAUUUGAACUUUCGGUGGAAUGAAUUAGCAGAAUAUUUUGUCCCUGAAUUCAGGUUAUCUUUUCCCCAGUUAACUGGAGUCCUAACACUUGCAUUCUUCAUUCAUAACUGUAUCAUCACACUUCUGAAGAACAACAGAAAUCCAGAGAAUAAUGUAAGAGAUCUCUCAGUAGCAUAUCUACUUGUCGGAUUAACAUAUAUGUAUGUUGGGGUCAUGGUAUUUGGUUCAUUUCCUUCUCCGCCACUGGCAAAAGAAUGUAUUCAACAAAACUUUUUAGAUAAUUUCCCAAGCAAUGACAUCCUGUCAUUUGUUGCAAGAAUAUUCUUACUCUUUCAAAUGAUGACUGUAUAUCCGUUGUUGGGGUAUCUUGUCAGAGUGCAGCUCCUCGGACAUAUCUUUGGAAACAAUUAUCCAAGUUUUUUCCAUGUCCUGGGACUGAACAUCGCUGUUGUCGGCUUUGGCGUUCUCAUGGCCAGAUUUUACCCCAACAUAGGAGGAAUUAUUAGGUUCUCAGGAGCUGCCUGUGGCCUGGCGUUUGUCUUUGUUUACCCGUGUCUGAUCCACAUGAUUGCCCUAUAUCGCAGCCAACAGCUCCGGUGGUAUUCCACUAUCACACAUGUCUCCAUAAUUGUUUUAGGUGUGGCUAACCUGGUGGCACAGUUUCUCAUGUGAAGGACAAUUUACACAUUACUAUUUACCCUUUCUCUCUCUGUGAUGCUGGACAGAUGUACUGAGAUGGCGAAUGCCCAAUUUCUGUAAAACGGUCUAUGUAUCACCAUAAGAAUAUCACACUCUGGUAAUAUUUGCUUAUGAUGAUCACAGCUGUAUGUGUCAUUAUAUGAAGUCAGUCUCCUUUGUUAUGUGGCUAGAUGGAGUUAGAAGUGCCAUAGCAAAUGCAAAUCCAGUUUUAUUGAGCUAGGGUAAUUGAAAGGGAAAAAUAUCAUCAAAGUAUAUAAUUAUUUAAUAUUGUAAAGCGUAAUCAAACUUUGCUCCUUAUUUUAUUAGAACAAAAAAUACGCUAUCAUUAGUCUUUCAGGAUGAAGUUGCUGCCACAAUGUUUUGGUUGGCGGUUUUGUCUUACAACGUUCUAGUUUCGGAUUCUGUAGCUAAGAUAGGUUAAAUGCCACAAAUAGUUUGGUUUGGUUUUUGUCUCUGACAAAUGGACCGCCCAAUGAUGGGAAAUGCAGCCCGCCCAGCGAUAACAACUGUAAGUGCUAGAAUUGUCGCUGCUCGUGGGUUUGACUGGGAAAUGUAAAGUUUGUGUUUUGCACUUAUAUUAUUGCUGCUUUAAAUAUCCAGGUUAAAACCCACUUCUUUGUGAAUCUAGCCCCAUGUGUGAUGUAUCAGCCUUCCCACAGGGGCUCUGCCAGGCCCUGGUAAUGGGAGGGGGUUUGGCCAGACCUCGUCCUUAGAAAAUGUAAAAGAAAGUUUGUGUUCGGCCGCCAGUGUUAGAUGAUGUGGGCGGCAGCGGCUCUCCCCCCCCCCAACCCCGCACAUCAUACAGGGAAGGCAGAUGUACUAAGUCUUGGAGACUGAGAAAGAGUGACAAAAUGAAGAGGGAUAAAGCACCAGACAUUCAGGUCUUAAUUGCCAUGCUAUAGGCUGUGUAUGAAAAAUGGCAGGAGUCGAUUGGCUGGUAGUUUAUCUCUUUCCACUUUAUCACUCUCCAAGGCAUAGUGCAUCUGCCACAGGGAGAGAGAGGACUGACUGCUUCUGCAGCUGCCUCUCUGCGCUAGGCUUGGAAGAGGCUGCAACGGGGAAGGGGGGGGCCUCCAACUGGCCCGGGUAAAGAGCACCUGUCCCCCCUACUCUCUUGGUGCCACUGCCUGCCCGUACAUUUGCCAAAAAUAUGGCACCAACCUAGUAGAUCAGGCCUAAAUGACCAAAGUGGCUGAUUCAGGGAUUUGCGGAACUUCGUUGUUCUCACAAAUCUCAGAUUUUUUUCUCUUUUAUAUGCGCAGGAGGGAGGCAGUCAAUUUACCGCCUGUCGGAAUCCCUGCAGUCAGGAUACCGACGCCGGAAUCCCGACACCAGCUAAAAUACCGGUGGUCAGAGUCUCGACCAUUGGCUGGUUACCCCUCUUGGGUGGUGGUCCACGCCACCACCCGGAGGGAAAUAAAAUCUUGUUCUAUUCCCCUCCGCCACACUUUGGGCUCGCCAUGACCAAAGAGUAGCGAGCCCGCGUGGGGAUACGCUGCACUUGCCGCCGGGAUCCCGGCUAUCGGGCUCCUGGCGUCGGUCUACUGACCACGGGGAUCUCGUAUUGAUCCCGCGCAGGAGCCGCACUGCACAUGUGCAGAUCUGGUCCAACGAUAUUGGCCGGAAUGCCCUGAAAGCCAAAGCAUGAUUGACAAUGCUGAUGGCUUUUGGGGCCAGCGACGUUGAGCGUUCCAGAAAACACUGGCCCCUGCUGCGAUUUGGCCGGACAUCCUGAGUAACCUGAUGCCUGAAUGCCUCACACAGAGGAUCCGAUGCUGUGUCUUCAGACACAGCCAGCGGAUCACAGAAGCUGGCAGUGGGCAUCUUUUACCUCAAGACGCCUCCUGUGGCUUUUGCACAUUUUAGCACAGCCGCUGCGUACAAAGACGCAGGUGCUGUGCCUUUAUCAUCUUUGCGUGAGGCCCAAAAUGUUUUCCUACUGUCCAUUUGUAUCUGUCUAACACUUAUAUUUUGAUGGUAGUUUUAUAGUCUAAAGCUUAAAUUUAUCAGUGUUAAACAAAUGUCCAUGAAGAAAUAGCAUCAAGAAAACAGCAGUAUCCACUGACAUUUUUUUACCGUUUUUUACCGUUUUGUGUAUAGUUAUUGUGUAAUACACUUGAAUACACAACUAACCACAACUACUA